ACCUGCAAUUCCACAGUGCACCUAACAUGUGUGGGAGCCUGGAGUGUCCCUCCUAGCUUCAUAUACAAAUCUGCUGCGAGAAGGAGGGGCUGGGAGCAGCAGCCGGGCCUCUCCACUGUCUAUCACAGGGGCCCUGCCAGGCUGAUUUGUUUCCUCCUCUGCCUACACUCCUCAGCGGCAACGCUAGGAAGAAGUGAUAUCAUGUCACUUUCUUCUAGCACUCUAUGGAAGUUGCACAGGAGGGAGGAAAGAGCCCAACACUAUGCAGAGCCUGGGGCCAGUUUCUGCAGCAGAGAUGAGUGAGGAGCAGCAGGCAUUUCUGUUUAACUCGCAAAAUCCGCUAAGCCAAGAAGAUGCUACGAUGCACUGUUUGGAGAUUCUUGUUUGCGGUGUUGGCCGUAAUCAGUGUAACCGUUAUAAUCACACGCAAAGACCUCACUGAAACUUACUGUGAAAAAUUUGACGACCCAAAGUCUUAUUUUCAUAUCCCCCAAAUCCAGCAUAAGAGCCCUCGCCCCUUUGAUGUAAAUGAAGAUGCUAUGGAAACCUUGAACAUCCCCUAUAUGUACUUUCUGGGUUCUCAACCAAGAGCGAAACGAUUUUUUACCAUUGGAAUAUCUUCAGUAAAAAGAAAGAAAGAAAACUAUCUAUUGAACACAAUCCACUCCAUUUUCAAUCACUCAAGUCCAGAAGAGCUUGACCAGCUAUUAGUUGUGGUCUACUUGGCAAAUACCAAAUACACUCUGAAUAAAAAAACAUCAGACGAGCUUCACCUUCGUUUCCAUACAGACAUUGAUGCCGGACGUUUGAUCGUGAUCAGCAGCCUACCCAAUGCGUAUCCUACAUUAGAAGGCCUCAAAAGAAAUUAUAACGACUCGCCCGAGAGAGUCAAAUUCCGCUCUAAACAAAACAUAGACUAUGCCUUCUUAGUGAAUUUUUGUGCCAACCUGUCAAACUAUUAUAUCAUGUUGGAAGAUGACGUGACAUGCUCUAAAAACUUCCUCACGUCAAUUAAAGGCCAUGUUGACGCCCAAAAGGCUUCAUGGACUACAAUAACAUUUUCAAAUCUGGGGUACAUUGGGAAACUGUAUCACAAUGCAGAUCUCUCAAAACUUGCUCGAUUCCUGUUGCUGUUCUAUGAUGAAAUGCCUUGUGAUUGGCUUUUGGAUCUUUUCUUUAAAUCCAAAGCUCAGAAGGAAAUUCUACGGGCCAAGCCAUCUCUCUUCCAGCAUAUGGGCAUGUUCUCCUCCUUUCAAAGCAACAGGAACAAUUUAAAAGACAUCGACUUUGUGGAAGUCUAUGAAAAAUAUGGAGAUAACCCGUCUGCAUCUUGCUUCACCAAUAUGGAGUCUUAUUUAGAAAACCAGGCAGAGAAUGUUUGUUACCCGGGACCAAGCUUCUUUUGGGGAAAAAAUGUAAAAAAGGGAGACUAUUUCACCAUGAUUUUCCAGGACACAGUAAAUAUAGAAAUAAUCCAUGUUCUUACUGGGUCUCCCGAUCAUCCAGGAGACAUACUCCAAACUGGUUUCUUAGAACUGGGGAGUGGAAAAACAAAAGACAAAGGUGGGGAGAGCUGCAAAGUCUUCAGAAAAAUAGGAGAAUUUAUCAACGGAGAGGUUUUGGUUAAGAUGGAAAAAGAUGACAAGAGUGACUGUCUCCGGAUUUAUGUAUCUGCUUCCCAAAACCAAUGGCUCAUAAUACAAAAAGUUGGGAUUUGGCUCAAAAAGAGAUAAGAGACAAAUGUUGUUAGCACUAAACUAAUUAGAUUGCUUACCCCAUUGGCUAAAAAAAGACCCCUCUAUACAACAAAUUCUCUGUAUCAGGGAAUCGAAACAAGACAUUCUUAUAAAAGCAAAAAUCCUUUUGUACAAAUUAUGACAAAGAAAUAACAUGAAAAAAUAUAUAUUUAUAAGAACUAUGACAAAGGUAUAAAACAUCUUCUAGAAAACAUUUAAUUUAUUUGGAGAGCAAGUUGACGAAAUUAGUACAGGCAGGUUUCUACUGUGCAAUAAGGGUCAUUAGAAUUAAUAUCACACGAACAGAGUAUGGCCUUUAUAAAUAGUGUCAAAUCGGAAAACUAUUUAGGGUCCUCUGUGACAUAUUGCAAAAUAACGCAUACUGUGUAUAACGCCUAAAAUGCUUUAUCAUGAAUCUUUUAAAGAAAAAAAUAAAUGAAAAGUUAAAAGUAUGAAGAUUUGAAUACUAUAAAACUUUACAGAACGUUAAACUAUAAUUUAAACCCCAACAUGCUCUUCAGCUAAUGCUAUAGCUAUGCAUCAGUUUCAAAUAAA
Molecule: messenger RNA, 2291 nt
Organism: Pelobates fuscus (common spadefoot toad)
Lineage: Eukaryota; Metazoa; Chordata; Amphibia; Anura; Pelobatidae
Product: alpha-1,3-mannosyl-glycoprotein 4-beta-N-acetylglucosaminyltransferase C-like
Exons: 4
Coding region: 354-1733 (459 amino acids)
Biological process (GO): protein N-linked glycosylation
Molecular function (GO): acetylglucosaminyltransferase activity
Source: RefSeq, a predicted model, not a curated record